Botrytis deweyae is the source of this 1573-nucleotide messenger RNA. RefSeq lists its product as uncharacterized. The record is from RefSeq and is a predicted model, not a curated record. Bases 404 to 1393 code for a protein of 329 amino acids. Gene Ontology annotation, molecular function: pectate lyase activity. The transcript has 3 exons. Lineage: Eukaryota; Fungi; Ascomycota; Leotiomycetes; Helotiales; Sclerotiniaceae.
UUGGUCUUCCCGUCUUCGUCUACUCCAUUUUCAAGCGUUUAUUCUGCAUAGCCACCUUGUUUGUCGUCUUGGCUAUCAUUCUACUCUUCUAUGCAACGAAUUCUUCGUUUACCCGUGGAUCUUCCAUCAUCAAAAUGCUUGGAUUAUUUAUCGAAAACUGUUGGGUGAGAAUUAAGGAGAACUUCUAGAUCCUCCUUUGCGUUGGGUCAAUUCCAUGGGACCGUUAAUCGGAUGAACUUGGCAAUAUAAACAAAUAACCUCAGCAGCAACCAUUCUACUAUAAAGAUGAAGAUGAAUCCCACGAUCUAACAUCAUCACUUCCAUCAUUCACUUCCACAUUCAUUACAUUCACUAAACACAUUACAUUCUUUUAACGGGCAAGUUCCAUUUUCACUCUUUCAAUAUGAAGUUCUCAAUUGUUUCUGCUGGUCUUUUGGCCGCAUUCGCCACUGCUGCUCCAACCCCAACCUCCGACGAGAUUGUCAACCGCGCUGCCAUCGCUAAGCGCGCCACUGUUACCGACGCCUGCAACAUUGGUUACGCCAGUACCAACGGUGGUACCAAGGGAGGAGCUGGAGGAGCCACCACCACUGUUUCCACCUAUGCUCAAUUCACCAAGGCUGCCACUGCCGGUAACACCGUCGUUGUCGUUUCCGCUCCUAUCACCCAAGCUGCCAAACAAGUCAAGGUUGCCAGUGACACCACCAUCAUCGGUAAAAACUCCAAGGUCGUUUUCACUGGUUUCGGAUUACUCGUCAAGGAACAAUCCAACGUUAUCAUCCGUAACAUUGCCAUCAAGGAGGUUCUUGCCGCCAACGGUGAUGCUCUCGGAAUCCAAAAAUCUACCAACGUCUGGGUUGACCACGUUGAUCUCUCCUCCAACAGAGAUCACGACAAAGACUACUAUGAUGGUCUCUUCGACGUAACCCACGCUUCUGACUACGUCACUCUCUCCAACUCCUUCAUCCACGACCACUGGAAGGCAUCCCUCGUCGGUCACUCCGAUUCCAACUCCGCUGAAGACAAGGGACAUCUCCGCGUCACCUAUGCCAACAACUACUGGAAGAACGUCAACUCCCGUGGUCCAUCUAUUCGUUUCGGUACUGCUCACAUCUACAACUCUUACCAUGACACUGUUGCCGACGGAAUCAACACCCGUCUUGGUGCUCAAGUUCUUGUCGAAUCUAACGCCUGGACUGGAUCCAAGAAGCCUUUGUACUCUACCGAUGCUGGUUACGCUGUUGCCAACGACAACGACUUUGGCUCUGGAUCCAACGAAGCUGAGAAGGGUACCUUGUCUGCCAGCAAGUUGGGAUACAAGUACACUCUUUUGGGCAGCAGCAAGGUUAAGGCCGCUGUUGUUGGAACUGCAGGUGUUACUUUGUCUUUCUAGAUUGAGAGUCGGCAGUACUCUUGAUUCUUCUUGGGUGAUAUGAGCACUUGAGAGGAACGGGGCAGAGAUAGUACAGGGUACUUUUAGAUUCUUGGUGUAUAUAAAUUUUUUGGUCAGAGACCGUAUAUAUAGAUGUGAAUAGACGGCUCUAGUAGCUAGUCAAUGGAAGAUUUUCACUCA